Phodopus roborovskii (desert hamster) is the source of this 491-nucleotide messenger RNA. Its product is annotated as histone H2B type 1-M. Bases 1 to 435 code for a protein of 144 amino acids. Gene Ontology annotation, molecular function: DNA binding; protein heterodimerization activity; structural constituent of chromatin. NCBI's taxonomy places the organism in Eukaryota, Metazoa, Chordata, Mammalia, Rodentia, Cricetidae. The record is from RefSeq and is a predicted model, not a curated record. The transcript is spliced from 2 exons. Gene Ontology annotation, cellular component: nucleosome.
AUGCCUGAGCCCACAAAGUCUGCGCCAGCCCCGAAGAAGGGCUCCAAGAAGGCCGUGACCAAGGCGCAGAAGAAGGACGGCAAGAAGCGCAAGCGCAGCCGCAAGGAGAGCUACUCGGUGUACGUGUACAAGGUGCUGAAGCAGGUGCACCCCGACACGGGCAUCUCCUCCAAGGCCAUGGGCAUCAUGAACUCGUUCGUCAACGACAUCUUCGAGCGCAUCGCGGGCGAGGCUUCCCGCCUGGCGCAUUACAACAAGCGCUCGACCAUCACGUCCCGGGAGAUCCAGACGGCCGUGCGCCUGCUGCUGCCCGGGGAGCUGGCCAAGCACGCCGUGUCCGAGGGCACCAAGGCCGUCACCAAGUACACCAGCUCCAAUAUCCCGUGGAACAAAUUUUAUUGUCUUCCUUCUUUUAAAGUUGAGGAAAUUAAAUGAGAAAGAACUACACUGAAGUCAUAAAUUACAUCCUGUCUUGUGUGAAUGGAAAAAAA